UGUGUGGGUGCGCCACCUUGCGUUCGUUAUUGAUAGCCAUUUUGGUCGUUUCUGUUGUUCCGUUAGAGAAAGUUAUGAGCACGAAUUCCGGUGCAUCGUAAGUCGUCGAUUGGCACAUCCCCAACCAACCACUCUUCCCCACCGCUGUCGGCACCGCCGCCCGCUAAACAAAAAAACAACUAAAACCAUGUCCUCAAAGCCGCCAAACCACAUCGACUUGUACGUGCGAGCGGGCAGCGACGGUUCGUGUUACGGCGCGUGCCCCGUCUGCCAGCAGAUAUUCAUGGCGCUGCUGCUGAAGGGCCACACGAAGGAGCUGCAGUUCACCGUGACGACGAUCAACAUGGCGAAGCCUCCCGAGACGUACCGGCAGCUGUCGACGCGCGUGCCCGUCAUCGUGCACCAGGAACGCGUCAUGGAGGACGCGAACGAGAUCGCCCAGUACCUCGACCUCAACUUCCACGAUGUCGACCUCGCGUACGGCGCCGGCGGAGGCGGCAAGCCGGCCGAGAAGGCCACCGAGAACUUCUUCUCGAAGUUCGCGUUCUACAUGCGCGAGGUGACGACGGACCCCGCGCAGCUGCUCUCCGAGCUCUCCCGCCUUGACACGUUCCUCGGCGGAGCCGCCGCCGACACCACCUACCUGUGCGGCGACGAGAUGACGCACCUCGACUGCAUCGUGCUGCCGAAGCUGCAGCACGUUCGCGUCGCGGCGCGCGCACUGAAGGGGUUCGACAUCCCCGCGACGCUGACGCACCUGUGGCGCUACUUGGGAAACGCGUACGCGUCGGACGUCUUCAAGAAGACGUGCCCGUCGGACUACGAGAUCGCGUUUGCGUGGUCGCAGAAGCCCGGCAUUCCGCGGCUGACGGCGAAGCGCGAGGCCGAGUUGAAAUGCAGGGGCACGUCACUCGACGUUCCCAAUUAACGGGUCGGGCACUGAGGCUGAGGGAGGGCAGGCGGGCGCGGAGGCUGAGGGAGGGCAGGCGGGUGCGUUCGUUGUGCGUCGGGGGGAAAUGCCUGCCGUCGAACCUUUGCGGCGCCUUCAGCACCACUUUUGGCACCGUGAGAUUUUUUACCACUACUAGCUGCGCGUAGAAAACAUAUUUUAUUAUGCAGUAGGAGUCCGUACGCGUGCGUACAGGUUGUGGGGGUUCCCGAUGUGAGGUGUUAGUUGUGGCAAGCCUCUUUCUGGAGAGAUUCCCCCUUUUUAGCAUGGAGAAUAAGUGCCGAAGUGACGAUAUUAGAAUAGAUUUUUGCAGUCGUAGCUCUUACACGAUAUGUGAUGAUUCGCAAUCACCGAGCAUGAUUUAUGUAUAGUUUUAUCUAUUUAUAACAUAUCUCAAAAACUUUCACGUUAUAGCCAAACAGUGUAGUUACCGUAUGUUGUUCUGAGCGUGAAAACCUUUGUCAUCGUCUGUGCAAUAUUCGUGUCCUGAAUAGUGACUAUUGUGUUGGCUUUCAUCGUGCGUGGGUUGUUGCUGUCACAGGGCACUUUAUUAACGUGCAUCCUGUGCUUGCAUAAUUUCAUGCAACGAGUGAAAAUACGAGCUAGCAAGUUACGGUUACAGUGAAAAUGUUUGGAAUGGAUCUUGUGAUUCUGUAAUGUAGCAUGUAACUUACACUUGAUCGUGAAUUCAACACUGACAUACAAAUGCAGUACUUAUUGUGAUAUGUAUCAAGCAGUAAUUAACUAAUUGUCUCCAACUGCAAGUCAAAAGUAAAGUCCAACCAAAGCUAGUCAGUUAUAAUAUAAAAGUCUUGAAAUUGUGAAAGUAUUUAAGGGUGAGAAUUCUUGGCAAGAUAUUCUCUCUGCGUGAACUCUCGUGCAUAAAUCACAAACACCAAAAAUUAAAAUAAUGGCAUUUUUAAUCAUAUUUAAACCGGUCUUAGUCGGAACAUGUGUUGUAGUGCAGUUUUUAGCUGUUGCUUUUGAAGAUUUAGUUUUAUAUAUGUGCGUGUUUAGAUAUGCUGUGUGAAAUGACUUUAGCACGCAUCGGCGUUAUUUCUUUAUUUCAUAAUACGGAUUUGGUAGUGUAGUAUAUAUAUAUAUAUAUAUAUUAUAUUCUUGUCUGUUGAUAUUGUUACACUCAUUACCCAACACCCUGUGUGGAUAUGCAGGAGGUUAUUAUGUUAUGGUUGUAUAAUCUCUGCGAUAGGGUCAAGAUUCUCUUACUCACCUUUCCCCUUUCUCGCCCUCCUCCCUCAACCCUCUCUCCCUCUCCCCCCCCCCUCUCUCUCUCUCUCUCUUUCUUUCUCUCGCUAUCUAUCUUCCCUUCCUCCUCUUCGUCCACUACCACCCCAGUCUGCUUCCUUCUCUACCCUCUUCCCUCUCCCUCUUUCUCUCCCUGGAGACCACUUUUAGCUCGCCCAUAGCUGAAGCUGAUACUCAGUAGGAAGUCGAGUGGAUUGAUGAUAUCAAUGCUAGAGUUGAAAUUUAGACUGCUCGCAGAAGUCUCUAGCUGCAACGUCGUUUAGUAUCCGCGACGCGUGGAGGCAGUCUAGGUGAAAUUCUGUGUAAUUGAAGCGACCGUGCAAUCAAUAUGGUAUUCGCUGGCCAUGUUUACACGUGACCCAACAUAAAUGAGCGUUAUUCUACGACUAGGGAAGUUCAAUGGCACACUCACACUCACUGCAAUAUUUAUUCAACAUCCUCGGUUAUAUCGGGAGUGAAGUAAUAACUACUCAUUUAUUUGAGUACACUGCUCGUUACGUACAGCGUGUUAAGUUUAUAGCACUCGCGCGCGUGUAGAAAAUGAUUUAGUAUUGCUGGAAAUUCGCAAUCUCAAUAAGCAAUGGUUGUAUAGCUGUGAUUGUGAUAUCAAAUACUGCCCCUUAGUCAUUGUAUCAUCAAAAAGCUGUUAGCGCACUUUUAACUAUAUAACGUCUCACGACGUGCUAUGAUCAGGAUGGUCGUUAUAUAGAUAUUUUAGUCUAUAUCAUGACACUCCUGCUUGUCUCCCAUAUCCUGGUUGUAUUAUUAUGCGCACCUAGUUGCCGGUGUUUGCUAUAAUAAGGAGUGUAUAGUAUAAUCUAUAUUAUACACUUCUGCUAUAAUUAUACCAGCAACACGUAGGUAUAGGUAUCCCCUCUCACGGCCACGUUACACGUGGCGAUGACAUUUAAGUUUGACACAUCAAUGACGUUUCCCCGAAAGAUUUUUCGUCGUUUCGGUUCGAAGGGAAUUUUGCCCUUGCUCAGCCAAAUAGUGCCUGCCAUGUAGCUCCCGCAGCCGCGUGAGUAAUAUAUCCUGCAAUAGAUGCAAAUGUCGUGUGAUUUUACCCUUGUAUUCGCAGCUAUUUCUGGCGCUGCGUGUGCUUCCGUUAGCAGUAUUUAUGUUAUUAGGCCUACAGUCGCGCCUACGACUGCUGUACCUCCAUACACACACACACACACACUCACCAUACUGUGUGAGGUAGUAACGGUGUGGAGUUUGCAUUAUCGAUUAUUUUUAUGUUGUAUUUGUUUUAGUAGUGUGCAUACAUGUAUAGGUGAUCAAUUUCAAACCAAAUAAAACGAGUGAUUUGCGAUGUUACGACACGAC
Messenger RNA from Priapulus caudatus, 3544 nucleotides. Its product is annotated as chloride intracellular channel protein 2-like. NCBI's taxonomy places the organism in Eukaryota, Metazoa, Priapulida, Priapulimorpha, Priapulimorphida, Priapulidae. Gene Ontology annotation, cellular component: cytoplasm; apical plasma membrane. The record is from RefSeq and is a predicted model, not a curated record. The transcript has 2 exons. Gene Ontology annotation, molecular function: chloride channel activity. Gene Ontology annotation, biological process: chloride transport. Bases 188 to 928 code for a protein of 246 amino acids.